AUCUUCAAAAACUCAGCAGCCGUGUUUUCGGAGAGUAAUAUUUUUGAUUUUCGAAUCGACGGGAGAGUUGCCCAAGAAUUGCCUAUUUUUUAAUUGAACUUUGCUGUUGAAUACUCCGCCGUGUUGGACUUUGGCUUCUCUCCGCUGGAUUAAAAGCUGACUUUGGACGGCCUUUGAGCUCAACUAAACGAUUUCCCCAAUCAGUCCCCUGAUUGUGGGUGGACCUGCUGCUCUUCUUCCUUCUCCCUCCACAAUGGCAAGACAAGCAGUGAGAUAUGCUGUUAUAGACGCAUUUGCGGACACGCCUUUCAAGGGCAAUCCGGCUGCGGUGUGCCUCUUGGACGGUGAAGAUGCGGAGGGCGGGGUGGACGACCAGUGGAUGCUGUCCGUAGCCAAAGAAUUCAACAUCCCCAUGACCUCCUUCCUCACGCGCGCUUCUCCCUCCACAGCCGACGGUUCUGCCGCCAACCCCCGCUUCCAUCUCCGUUGGUUCACACCUGUUGCUGAGGUCAAACUUUGUGGACAUGGAACACUUGCGGCUGCGCAUUUCCUUCUCACAUCUGGUCUUGUAGAAUGUGAUGUAAUUGAGUUUAUUACAGAAUCUGGACUUCUAACAGCUAAGAAAGCCCAUGGGUUACAGCAUCAAGGUGCCCCAAACAUUUCAUUCAAUGGAACUGUGGAGAAAUAUUCUAUUGAGUUAGAUUUCCCUGUGGUUCCGGUGGUGGGAUAUGAGUCUGCAGAGUUCCCAUCAAUUCCUGAGACUCUGAAUGGUGUUUCUAUUAUAAAUGUUCUGAAAACUACUGCUGAUGACUUAAUUGUUGAGCUUGCUUCAGGAAAAGAAGUUGCUGAUUUACAACCAAACUUUGCCGAGUUGGAAAAAUGUGCUGGAAGAGGAGUUAUUUUCACAGGACUAGCUCCUGCUGGAUCUGGAUUUGAUUUUUUCACUCGUUUCUUUUGUCCAAAAGAUGGAGUCAAUGAGGAUCCUGUCUGUGGUAGUGCACAUUGUGCAUUGGCACCGUACUGGAGUAAAAAGUUGGGGAAACAAAGCCUCGUUGCUUACAUGGCUUCUUCAAGGAGUGGAAUAUUGGACCUACAAUUGGAAGAGAAGACUCAAAGGGUUCGGAUCAAGGGAGAAGCUGUUACUGUUAUGGUGGGAACCAUACUAGCCUGGAAUCAACCAUCUAAUGUAAGCAUAGAUUUGUAGCAUGUUAAUUAUUCUGGUAUGAACUCUCUCUCUCUCUCUCUCUCUCUCUCUCAGAGAGGGAACAUUGCUUUGGGUGCUUAAUCCACUAAUUUGUAUCAAAACUUCUACCGGUGUUUAUGAAGAUAUCUCAAUCCACCAUGUAGUACCAAAUCUAUUAUUGGUAUUUAUGGAGGAAUCUUAAUCCAUUUUGUUGUAUCAAUUUACUGUUGGUAUUUAUGAAAAGAUGCAUUUGUGCUC
Molecule: messenger RNA, 1441 nt
Organism: Ananas comosus (pineapple)
Lineage: Eukaryota; Viridiplantae; Streptophyta; Magnoliopsida; Poales; Bromeliaceae
Exons: 6
Coding region: 254-1204 (316 amino acids)
Biological process (GO): biosynthetic process
Cellular component (GO): cytoplasm
Molecular function (GO): isomerase activity
Source: RefSeq, a predicted model, not a curated record